This is a messenger RNA of Cajanus cajan (pigeon pea), 854 nucleotides long. Its product is annotated as Heavy metal transport/detoxification superfamily protein. The record is from RefSeq and is a predicted model, not a curated record. Gene Ontology annotation, cellular component: chloroplast. NCBI's taxonomy places the organism in Eukaryota, Viridiplantae, Streptophyta, Magnoliopsida, Fabales, Fabaceae. Gene Ontology annotation, molecular function: metal ion binding.
CUUUUUUUCUUUUCUUUUUCUGGUGUGGAUAGAUAGAUAAGAGCAGCAACUUCUUCUCUUUACUUAAAAGCUCACUGCGUUUGAAAAUGGCCACACUAUUCUCAUCUUUCUCUCUGCACUCUGUUCCUUCUUCUUCUUCUUUUUCUUCUUCAUCUUCUUCUCCCUCCUUCGCGUUUUGCAGCUUCCCCUUGCGCUCUCCAACUUCAACUUUGAAGAUUAAGAAGCGCGUGGUGAAGGCAGUGGAAGAAGAAACCCAGCAAGAAUUCGCCGCUGAGUCUGAACAACCUUCAACCUCCGAAGCGCAACCCGUUGUCGUUCCCAUUUCUCCAUCUGAUACCCUCACCAUGUUCUUUCAGGCAGAGGGAACAAUGAAUGAAACUUCCAUUCCAGCUUUGACUAAAGCUUUAGAGGACACUGAAGGUGUUACUGAUUUGAAGGUUCAGCUUGCUGAGGGACUUGCAAUUGUAGAGUUGAAGAAACAGACAACAGUCCAAGCUACAGGAGUGGCUUCUGGUCUGGUAGAAACCAUACAAGGUUCAGGCUUCAAAUUACAGACACUAAAUCUUAGUUUUGAGGAUGAAGAAGUUGCAGCUGCCUAGACUAAAUGUAUUGUUGUAAUAACAAUAGUUUGAGGGAAGGAAAGAAGAGUUAAAGAAGCUGCACGUUCACGCUUUACAGACUAGAGCCUCCAACACUCAUUUUGGUUUGUAUAGGGCUAGUGUUUGUUAACUUCUUUUGUAUUUUGAGGAUGUUGGUUAACUUUCUUCUUCAUUAUUAUUGUUGAUGUUGAUGUUGUUAUUAUCACUAUUAUUAUUAUUUUUUGAUAAAAAGUAAAAGAGUAUUUGAUGAUGAAA